UCACCAUGAAAUUGAUGAAAAUAGUCCAGCGUUCAAGCUUUGCAUUGACGACAUACGUCGCAGCACUGAAGGUAUUUAUGCUAUCACUAAAACUGAUUACCGUAUCUCACUUAUCGAAGAAGCUAUUGACGAUUAUGUGAAG
Molecule: messenger RNA, 142 nt
Organism: Ambispora gerdemannii
Lineage: Eukaryota; Fungi; Glomeromycota; Glomeromycetes; Archaeosporales; Ambisporaceae
Source: the annotation of a GenBank genome assembly